Molecule: messenger RNA, 2094 nt
Organism: Spea bombifrons (plains spadefoot toad)
Lineage: Eukaryota; Metazoa; Chordata; Amphibia; Anura; Pelobatidae
Gene: UBE2G1
Product: ubiquitin conjugating enzyme E2 G1
Exons: 6
Coding region: 152-664 (170 amino acids)
Biological process (GO): proteasome-mediated ubiquitin-dependent protein catabolic process; protein polyubiquitination
Molecular function (GO): ubiquitin conjugating enzyme activity
Source: RefSeq, a predicted model, not a curated record
CCUAUCGAGUGCAGAGUGAUAUACUAAAAGAGAGGAGCCGGAGAGGGAGAGAGCGGUGACGGCCCGGGCGAGAGAGCUACGAGGGCUCUGUUUCUCUAAUAUAGUUUAGUGCCGGGGUCACUAAUAGGGGCAUUUCUGCUAUCAGGACAGUAUGACGGAGCCGCAGUCAGCGCUCCUGCUGCGGAGGCAGCUCGCAGAAUUAAAUAAGAAUCCAGUGGAAGGGUUUUCAGCAGGACUCAUAGACGACAAUGAUCUGUAUCGAUGGGAAGUUCUAAUAAUUGGCCCGCCUGAUACAUUAUACGAGGGUGGUGUUUUCAAGGCUCACCUUACGUUUCCAAGGGAUUACCCUCUCAGGCCGCCGAAGAUGAAGUUUAUAACAGAGAUAUGGCAUCCAAAUGUCGAUAAGAAUGGAGAUGUAUGUAUUUCCAUUCUUCACGAGCCUGGUGAGGACAAAUACGGCUACGAGAAACCAGAGGAACGCUGGCUUCCGAUUCACACAGUGGAAACCAUAAUGAUCAGUGUCAUAUCUAUGCUAGCAGACCCCAACGGGGACUCUCCAGCCAAUGUGGAUGCAGCGAAAGAAUGGAGAGAAGAUCGUAAUGGUGAAUUUAAAAGAAAAGUUGCCCGCUGUGUAAGAAAAAGCCAAGAGACUGCUUUUGAGUGACAUUUUAAUCAGCAGCUAGUAGCUUCAUGAUUUCAGGGUCUCCAUUUGAGAAACAAGGCACUGUUUUUUCCUGCACUCUACCCACCUUUUUGCUGGACUUUUUGUUGUAAUAAGUUGGCAGACACUGGCUGGCACUGGGUUGCAAUAAAACAUGCCAGUUAUCAAUGCUGACAAGAGCCUAACAAGUGCCAACUUUAAAGGUGAUAUUUCGCAUUUCAAAAUCGAAUGAACUGCUUUAAACUUCAGGAAGAAUUGUACAGACCUGUACAUAGCACAACAUGAUCCGGAUAAUAUAUAUACUGUUCAUGUACAUCCAUAAAUACACAUUGUACCAAAUAAUGCUAUCUUGAUGUUAGGGUAAGAAUUAUGUGAAGUCUGGUGGGAAUGCUUAAAAAAGGAACACGACAAUAUGAAGAAAAGGAAGAAACGCAUAUGUUGGAUUUUCCCGGUCCUUUUGUUCGGUCUGAUCUCUGCAGCUGUGAAUUGAUUAUUAGUUUGUUUAAACAAAAAAAAAAGCAUGUGAGGUUGGGAUCUAUUAGGCUUACGGUAUUCUAAGUCCCCUCUAGGUAGCAAGAGCCCAUUAAAGCCUUUCAAAAAUGUAUCUUCCUUCUGGCCUUACGAAGGCUACUGUCCUCUCUAUGCAGAAAAAGGCCACUUUGUGAAGCUGAUGGAUAUUAUCAUUAACCCCCCCAACUUUUAACAGUUCAAUGCAGCAGAUUUUAAGAGAUUAUCCAUUUGAGGAGUUUGUACACACAAAACAAUAUACAGUAUGUCCAGUGACUUCUCAAAAGAACCCUGUAAAACUGGUGUUUCUGAACCUUUUUUCCCAUCUUUGGUCACUACAGGAAUUUGGUUACCUUUUUAAAAGUGAUCACCCACAAACAACCCCUAAGGGAAAAAAAAACCGCUGGUAAUUAAACUCCUGAAGUGCCUUAUUGUUACGUUACAGAAAACCCCGAUGUAAUAUAGUAGAAAAAUAUUUGAACGUCCCAUCAGGUUAUCUGCAAAAGUGAACUCCUAAAGGUGGAAGCGAGACCUCUUUCUACCAGGAGCCCCCAAAACUGCUGCUUUUAAUGAACUGACCUGUAAGCAUUGGCGACUCUUUCCUGUCUGCUUCUUUUCCAUAGAUGCCUGGUAAUGAAAAAGGAAAGCAUGCAUAGAUAUUGGUUUAUCAAAGUCUAUUCAGGGUUGACCAUGUUGCAUUUUCUGUUUUUGUCUCCUUUUUAUCCAUCUUAGUUUACCACGAUCCUGGUCAUCUCACCGGCCCCCCCAUGCCCCAUUAUCCUUUUGACCUUUUUAUCGUCCUAUUGCAGUUUUUCCUCACUUAAUGUACAAAGAGAAAAUUGCGAUGUAUAUUUUCAUGUAAUUUGAUUUUGGAAUUCUGUCACCUUCUGUAGUGCGUUCUUCCAAAAUAUAAUUUUUUUCCAAUA